AUGGAGCUGCACUUCUCCAUCCUCGGAGCCAUUGUUGCCUCACUUUUUCUCUUCUACUACUUAAGGCCAAAAAUCGCCACACAGAAAUCCCCACCGGAAGCUAGCAGGGCCCGGCCCUUCACCGGCCAUCUCCACCUUAUGUCCUCUGGCUCCGAGCUCCCCCACAUCACGCUGGCCGCCCUUUCCGACAAGUUGGGCCCAGCCUUCACAAUCCGUCUGGGCGUGCGGCGGGCCCUGGUCGUCAGCAGCCGGGAGCUCGCCAAACAUCUCUUCACCACCUGUGACUCAGCCAUAUCCUCCCGCCCGGUCCUUCGGGCUGCCUGCCACCUCAGCCGCGGCUUCGCCACCUUCGGAUUCUCCCCCUAUGGCCCGCACUGGAGCCGCAUGCGCAGGCUCGUCUCUACUGAGCUCCUCUCGGCCCGGCAGGUCAAGCUGCAGCGAGACGUGCGCUCAUUUGAGACAGCCUUGUCGGUUAACCAGCUGUUCCGUAGGUGGGAAGAGAGGAAGGAUGGGUCGGGCUGGGUUUUGGUUGACAUGAAGAAGUGGCUGUGGGAGCUGAACUUGAACGUGGUGCUGAGUCUGGUGGCUGGCAAGAGGUUGGGCAUUAAUGGGGAUGCGGAGGAGAUGAGGCGGUGCCGGGAGAUGAUGAGGAGUUUUUUUGAGCUGGCAGGGAUGUUUGUGCUGGCCGACGCUUUGCCUUGUCUGCGGUGGCUCGAUAUUGGGGGCCACGAGAAAAGGAUGAGGGAAAACGCGAGGGAGAUGGAGAGACUGGUCGGGGGAUGGCUGGCGGAGCAUCGGGAGAAGGAUUAUGGUGAUGAUGACAAGCCGCCGGAUUUUAUGGAUGUGAUGUUGUCGGUUAUGAGAGGCGGUGAGUUUCAGACUGAGUAUGAUGACGAUACCAUCAUCAAGGCCACUUGCGAGGCUUUGAUCAUAGGUGGGACGGACUCAACCACAGUGAUGUUAAUAUGGGCCCUUUCCUUCCUACUCAACAACCCUCACGCAUUGAAAAAGGCUCAGAAAGAGCUGGAUACACACGUGGGAAAGGAAAGGCAUGUGGACGAAUCGGACAUUGGCAAUCUAGUGUAUCUCCAAGCCAUCACAAAAGAGACCCUGCGGUUAUGCCCCGCGGGGCCCCUGCUUGGCACACGCGAGUUCUCCGAGGACUGCAAUGUUGGUGGCUACCACAUCCCCAAGGGGACGUGGCUGAUGGUGAACGCGUGGAAGCUGCACCGGGACCCACACGUGUGGGGACCCGACGAACUGGAGUUCAAGCCCGAGAGAUUUCUUGGCGAACACGGGAACUUGGAUAUGAAAGGUCGUGAUUUCAAGUUGAUCCCAUUCAGUGCAGGCCGGAGGAUCUGCCCGGGGGCAAACUUUGGCCUGCAGAUGAUGAAUUUGGUGCUGGCUAACUUGUUGCACGAGUUUGAGCUGUCGACCGUGUCUGGUGAGGAGGUGGAUAUGACGGGGAGUCAUGGGAUGAUCAAUAUGAAAGCCACGCCUCUUGAUAUUGAGACUUCAAGUUUGAGAAGCAACAUAUAA
Striga hermonthica is the source of this 1539-nucleotide messenger RNA. Lineage: Eukaryota; Viridiplantae; Streptophyta; Magnoliopsida; Lamiales; Orobanchaceae. The record is from the annotation of a GenBank genome assembly.